GGAACGCUCUGGGUCCCAAGGCACCCCGACACGCCUGAGAUGAACGCGCCUGCGCACGUGUCGCCUUCGUGUGCCUCAGUGAGAAUGCACAAAAAUCCCCAGCCACCUCCAAAUGCCUUUCCUCCCACAAAGCACUCCAGCCCGGCGACCCGAUCAAAUACAGAAAACCCCAAGCCACCACUGUACCUCCCACCAUGGAUGAGGCCUCCAUGCCUGUGAUUCCUGCCCCUGUUGCCACCCCAGGGCCAGCACCAUCUGCCGCUGCUCCUCGAGUCCCCUUUCACUGCAGCGAAUGUGGCAAAAGCUUUCGUUACCGAUCAGACCUGCGGCGCCACUUUGCUCGACACACAGCGCUCAAACCCCAUGCAUGCCCUCGCUGUGGCAAGGGCUUCAAGCAUAGCUUCAACUUGGCCAACCACUUGCGCUCACACACCGGUGAGCGGCCCUACCGAUGCUCCGCCUGCCCUAAGGGAUUCCGAGACUCCACUGGCCUGCUGCACCACCAGGUUGUCCACACUGGUGAGAAGCCCUACUGCUGUCUGGUCUGCGAGCUCCGAUUCUCCUCUCGAUCCAGCCUGGGCCGCCACCUCAAGAGGCAGCACCGGGGCGUGCUUCCCUCUCCCCUCCAGCCCAGCCCAGGCCUGCCUCCCCUGAGCUCCCCCUGCUCAGUGUGUUGCAACGUGGGUCCCUGUUCGGUUUGUGGAGGUGGAGGGGCCGGCGGAGGAGAGGGCCUGGAAGGAGCAGGAACGACCAACUGGGGGUUGGCAGAGGCGGCAGCUGCUGCUGCGGCCUCACUGCCUCCAUUUGCGUGUGGCGCCUGUGCCCGGCGCUUUGACCAUGGCCGGGAGCUGGCUGCCCACUGGGCUGCACAUACUGAUGUGAAGCCGUUCAAGUGCCCGCGCUGUGAGCGUGACUUCAAUGCACCUGCGCUGUUGGAACGCCACAAGCUCACGCACGACCUGCAGGGGAGCACUGCACCCCCAACACAGGUUUGGGCCUCUGCUGGGAGUCCAGAGGUGGCAGAAGAGAGCGACAUGGCAGAGGUGGGGGCUGCCCCGCCGACUUGGGACCCCAGGCUCCUUCUGAGCCCUACUGGGGCAAGCGUGCCCAAGCUGGAGGCACUGCUUCCUGGGGGCGAAGGCGCUGGGAAUGCCCGGGCCCCGGCUGCAGCAGCGGAGGCGUCCUCAGAAGACACACUGUACCAGUGCGACUGCGGGACCUUCUUCGCCUCUGCCCCGGCCUUGGCCAGCCAUCUAGAAGCGCACUCUGGCCCGGCUACCUUCGGCUGCGGCCACUGUGGGGCGCUGUAUGCUGAGCUGGCCACCCUGGAGGAACACCGGCGUGCCAGCCACGGAGAGGGCAGUGGGGAAGCGGCCCCUGACGGUAAGGGCGAGCAAGCAGCUAGCGGGCCCACACCCGGCUCCUCUAGCCGUGGUAAGAAAAUUUUUGGCUGCUCUGAAUGCGAGAAGCUGUUCCGUUCUCCUCGAGACCUGGAACGGCAUGUGCUGGUCCAUACUGGAGAGAAGCCAUUCCCGUGCCUGGAGUGUGGCAAGUUCUUCCGCCACGAGUGCUACCUCAAGCGCCACCGGCUGCUGCAUGGCACAGAGCGGCCCUUCCCCUGUCACAUCUGCGGCAAGGGCUUCAUUACGCUCAGCAACCUCUCCAGGCAUUUAAAGCUGCACAGGGGAAUGGACUGAACAACCAGGCCGCCCCAGCCAGCCAAGUCCAGAGCUAGACCAUAAGAUGAGACAGGCCCCUGUCUGCAAAAAUGGUGCCACCCAGAACCCACACAGGAACGCAGUGAAGCAUCCUUCAGCAAAAGGGUCCAAGUAUGUAAUUGCUGGGGAAUUUCUCUCUGAAAUCCACAGAGACACUCUUGACUUUGAGACCCCUGGAAUGUGGCAUGUUCAAAUAACUGGCCUCCGAGACUGGUGACGUAGAAAUAAAAAACGGGUCUCCACUAACACCUCUCAGCAGAUAACAUGUGGGCCCCCCCCCACAGUCCUACCACCCACUCCCUGAGAGCCAUCAUUCCUGAUGAUCCUCACCCGGGGGUGGGGUUAGGGCAACAUCUUGGAAUCUUCUAGGAUCCCCUUCAGAUGACACCUGUCAGCCACUGGUGGCCCCAGAAAAUGAGUAUAGCCAGAAUCUGCCUUCUCCCCAUCUUCCUAUGCUGAAAGAGGACCAGGGUAGAUGGCCCCACUUUUAAUUAACCCACUCUCAGAGUAGGUCCCCUUACUGCAGAAUGGUCUGACCCUACCGAUCUUCCCCUAUCCUGAACACUAGAUUAGACUGGCCCAAAGUCUCCCCUGUAGGUUACUAUCCACAGUUACCCUAUCCACUUGGAAUGGGCUGGCGCAGAUUGUGGCCUAGCCACACUCUCCAUAGAGUAAUAGGGCAGACAUUCCCUUAUGCUGUAGAGCCAGUCUUCUGACCACAAUUGUCCCAAUCCUGUGACCUGGUGGAGGUGGUAGAUGCUGAGGUUUCCCUCCCCCUCGACUGUAGUACCUGUCGGUCUUCUCAUCACUGUCAGCUUGCCUCUUUGUCCCAACCCAAGGGGAUAGGGGAACUUGGCUAGGGGUUUCUCCCCUGUGAGCCUCAACCUCACCCCCUGUCAUUGGCCCCACUCCCAAUGUCUCUGGGACUCCAAUAAACCUCAGUUACUAUUG
This is a messenger RNA of Psammomys obesus (fat sand rat), 2669 nucleotides long. RefSeq names its product FLT3 interacting zinc finger 1 (gene Fiz1). The record is from RefSeq and is a predicted model, not a curated record. The transcript has 3 exons. Bases 195 to 1697 code for a protein of 500 amino acids. Lineage: Eukaryota; Metazoa; Chordata; Mammalia; Rodentia; Muridae.